GCAUUUAAUAAUCCAACCUGCACGUGAAAAGGGCAACCUUCGUAAAUUCAGUCGGUCUUCAUCAAUCAUCUCAUCAUAGACUUUCAUUUUUCAACGCAAUCACAACCAUUCAUUUCAAUAAGGCCAGAUUGACGGUGGAUGAUCAGAACAACCAUCCUCCGCAUUUCACUCCAUCACCUACGGCUCUGAACUAUAAAACUGACAACUCACAAGCCUUCCACACUGCCUUCUAGGUAAACAUCCAAGACGGACUUCAGCUUAUACAAAAGGCAAAGCACCACAAAACAUAAUUGUUGAGAGAGAGAGAGAGAGAGAGAGAGAGAGAGUUUAGUAGAUUUAGAGAGAGAGAGAGAGAGAGAGAGAGAGAGAGAGAGAGAAAGACACCCUUUUGGUUUCUUUCUUUCUUUCUCAAUCCCUUCUUCUUCUUCUAGAUCUGUCACAUUGUUCAUUUCAGCUGAUUUUAAGCUCCAUAUUGCAAUGAGGGAAAACAGAGUACUCUGUUCUCUCAUAAUCUUGGUUCUUUUUGCUGUUAAUGAGGUUAAUGCUGAUAACCCAUAUAGGUUUUUCACAUGGAAAGUCACUUAUGGCAAUAUCUAUCCGCUUGGAGUUAAGCAACAGGGAAUCUUGAUUAAUGGGCAGUUCCCAGGACCUCAGAUUGAUGCUGUUACUAAUGAUAACUUGAUUAUCAAUGUGUACAACUAUCUCAAGGAGCCGUUUCUCAUUUCCUGGAAUGGGUUACAGCAGAGAAGGAACUCAUGGCAAGAUGGAGUUUAUGGGACUACUUGUGCUAUCCCUCCACUGAGGAACUUCACUUAUACUCUACAGGCAAAGGACCAAAUUGGCAGUUACUUCUACUUCCCAUCAACAGCAUUUCACAAAGCAGCUGGAGCCUUUGGAGGCAUCAGAAUUUGGAGCCGCCCCGGUAUUCCCGUUCCUUUUGCUCCUCCUGCAGGCGACUUCACAGUGCUAGCUGGUGACUGGUUCAAGACCAAUCAUUAUAUUUUGAGGCAAGUCCUGGAAAGCGGUAAAAAUCUUCCAUCUCCAGACGGGCUUUUAAUCAACGGUCGAGGGUGGAAUGGUUAUACAUUCAAUGUUGAUCCAGGGAAGACAUAUAGGUUCAGAAUUUCAAAUGUGGGUAUUUCAGCUUCCAUUAACUUCAGAAUUCAGGGCCAUGUGAUGAAACUGGUGGAGGUAGAAGGAUCUCACACUCUCCAGAACACAUAUUCCUCUCUUGACAUCCAUUUGGGGCAAUCCUACUCUGUCUUGGUCACUGCCAAUCAACCUCCUAAGGAUUACUAUGUCGUCGUUUCAUCUCGAUUCACCUCUCCGAUCCUCACGACGACAGCUGUACUUCACUACAGCAAUUCAUGGCAGAAAGUUUCUGGUCCAGUUCCAGGUGGCCCGACCACUGAGAUCGCUUGGUCUCUCCAGCAGGCUAGAUCAAUACGCUGGAAUUUGACUGCAAGUGGACCUAGACCCAAUCCGCAAGGCUCCUACCAUUACGGACUAAUCAAGACGAGCCGUACGAUAAUACUAGCGAACUCGGCUCCUGUUAUUAAUGGCAAGCAGAGGUUUGCUGUCAACAGUGUAUCAUUUGUUCAAGCAGACACUCCACUGAAACUGGCUGACUACUUCAAGAUCCCUGGAGUUUUCAACCUCAAUAGCAUUCCCACCACUCCCACUUGGGGAAAUGCCUACCUCCAGACCUCUGUCAUGGGUUCUAAUUUUCGAGAAUACAUCGAGAUCGUGUUUCAAAAUUGGGAAGACACCGUUCAGUCUUGGCAUAUCAAUGGCUACUCUUUCUUCGUUGUUGGGAUGGAUGGAGGCCAAUGGACUCCUGCUAGUAGAGCUCGAUACAAUCUCAGAGACACGGUCGCCCGUUGCACAACUCAGGUGUAUCCAAAGGCAUGGACAGCAAUCUAUAUGGCACUUGAUAAUGUAGGAAUGUGGAAUGUGAGAUCUGAGAGUUGGGCAAGGCAGUACUUGGGACAGCAGUUCUAUCUCAGGGUUUAUACCUCAUCAACCUCUUUUAGAGAUGAGUUGCCAAUCCCCCGAAACGCUCUUGUUUGCGGCAAGGCCAGUGGUCGUCACACUAGACCACUUUAAGUUUCAAAAUCUUACAAUUUUUGUCACGAGUGGGUGACAUGAUUCUAAAUGGCAAAUGAUUUAGCGGAUAUUAGAUUAGUAUUUCUUUUGAAUAUAACUUGUUCAAAAAGCUCAACUUGAGCUCGAGUCAAA
Benincasa hispida (wax gourd) is the source of this 2238-nucleotide messenger RNA. Its product is annotated as L-ascorbate oxidase homolog. Gene Ontology annotation, molecular function: copper ion binding; oxidoreductase activity. NCBI's taxonomy places the organism in Eukaryota, Viridiplantae, Streptophyta, Magnoliopsida, Cucurbitales, Cucurbitaceae. The record is from RefSeq and is a predicted model, not a curated record.